CAUUUGACCUCGUAAAAAUCGUAAUACUGUCCAAGUCAGUCACCCAACCCCAACUCCUCCAUUGCCAAGCCUUCAAGACCACUUCAGCAUUCCAAAUUCAAUGUAAACAAAAUCCCUUUUAAACCCAAAAAUCAAGUUCUCCUUUUUUCUCCCCAUACAUGUUCAUAACUUUUCUCAUUCAUUUCUCAAUACACCAAAAAAAUACUUCAAGACCCACUUUUUAUUGAUUUUAUCAAGAUUUUGAGGUGGGGUGAUUCAAGACUCAUUCUUUAGCACUUCUGAUCUACGGUUUUCUUGGAUUUUAUGGCUGACCUAGUGAAGCAGAUCUUAACAAAGCCGAUCCAAUUAGCAGACCAGGUGAUAAAAGCAGCUGAUGAAGCUAGUUCAUUCAAGCAGGAAUGUACUGAUCUUCGUUCCAAAACUGAGAAACUUGUUGCCCUUCUUCGUCAAGCUGCACGCGCCGGUAACGAUCUUUACGAACGUCCCACGCGCCGGAUCAUUGAUGACACUGAACAAGUUCUUGAAAAAGCUUUAGCACUUGUGUUAAAGUGUAGAGCACAUGGACUUGUUAAACGUGUUUUUACAAUCAUCCCUGCUGCACAAUUCCGGAAAAUGUCAUCACAGUUGGAAAACUCAAUUGGUGACGUGUCAUGGCUGCUUCGUGUAUCUGCUUCAGCUGAUGAAAGGGCUGAUGAUUGUUUGGGUUUGCCUCCUAUUGCUGCUAAUGAGCCCAUUUUAUGUCUUAUUUGGGAACAGAUCGCGAUUUUGUAUACAGGUAGUGUUGAUGACAGGUCAGAUUCUGCUAAUUCACUUGUUUCUUUAGCUAGAGAUAAUGAUAGGUAUGGGAAGUUGAUUAUUGAAGAAGGUGGUGUUGGGCCAUUGUUGAAAUUGUUGAAAGAAGGGAAAGCUGAGGGUCAGGAAAAUGCUGCCAGGGCAAUUGGGCUUCUUGGACGUGACCCUGAAAGUGUUGAACAUAUGAUACAUGCUGGGGUUUGUUCAGUUUUCGCGAAAAUCCUUAAAGAAGGUCCUAUGAAGGUGCAAGCAGUUGUGGCCUGGGCUGUAUCUGAACUUGCUGCUCAUUAUCCUAAAUGUCAAGAUCUUUUCCACCAACAUAAUACGAUUCGAUUGUUGGUUAGUCAUCUUGCUUUUGAAACUGUUCAGGAGCAUAGUAAGUAUGCUAUUGUUAGUAAAGCAACGUCGAUGCACCACGCUGUUGUGUUGGCUAGUAGUAAUACUAAUGGUAAAGUUGCUAAUACUGUGGAUAAUAAGGUGAUUGAGGAUGAAGAUAAAAGUCAUAUUCAACAUCCUCUUGGGAGUAACAAGCCUAAUCAUAUGCAUAGUGUGGUUGCUACGGCAAUGAAGGGUCAAAUAGUCAAUGGUUUAAACCAGACAAAUCAGGUCAAGGUUAAUGGAAAUAGUAACACUGUGAAGGGAAACCAAGUGCACCACCACAGUCAGCAUACUCUUUCUUCAUCAGGGCUGAGUAAUAAUAAAGGGAGAGAAUUAGAGGACCCUGCUACUAAGGCUUAUAUGAAGGCAAUGGCUGCAAGAGCAUUAUGGAAACUUGCUAAAGGAAAUUCGCCUAUUUGUCGUAGUAUCACUGAAUCAAGAGCGUUGCUUUGCUUUGCAGUACUGUUAGAGAAAGGACCCGAGGAUGUUCAGUACAAUUCUGCUAUGGCGGUUAUGGAAAUAACAUCCGUGGCAGAAGUAGACGCUGAGUUGAGAAGGUCAGCAUUUAAGCCUAAUUCCCCUGCCUGCAAAGCUGUUGUUGAUCAAUUGCUGAGAAUCAUCGAACAAGCUGAUUCGGAUCUGCUUGUUCCAUGUGUUAAAGCUAUCGGGAGUUUAGCGAGGACUUUUCGAGCAACAGAGACAAGGAUGAUUACUCCAUUAGUAAAGCUGCUAGAUGAGCAAGAAGUAGAGAUCUCUAAGGAAGCUGCAAUUGCCCUCACAAAAUUUGCUAGCUCAUUUAAUUACCUUCACCUUGAUCAUUCCAAGGCAAUCAUAAGCGCUGGAGGGACGAAACUUCUGAUCCAACUUGUUUACUUUGGUGAACAAAUAGUUCAGAGUCCUGCAUUGCUUUUGCUAUGUUACAUCGCAUUGCACGUCCCUGAUAGUGAAGAGCUUGCUCAAGCUGAGGUGCUUUCAGUUCUUGAAUGGGCAUCAAAGCAUUCAUCCUUGAUUCACGAUGAAGAGGUAGAGGCUUUACUGCAGGAAGCUAAAAGCAGGCUGGAACUCUAUCAAUCCAGAGGAUCAAGGGGAUUCCAUUGAUUGCAUCUGCAUAACUCCAAUGUGCAGAAUUUGUAAGUUUUUAGAUGGAAAUAUCUAUUUAUAUUUACAGUUUUCUCUCAGUUUACUAUGGUCUUGGGAGUGUACAUAAGAUAGGUCUUUUUGCCUGCCCUAAUGAUAUAGUGGAACACCCUCUCCACCCCCUAUAAAAUAUCAAAUCCUGUUGCUUCAUUGUAAUCUUUUUGAGUUCCACAAGGUGUAUUAUUGUAUCUAGGACACAGAAUUUCUUAUUCAUUGGUUAUAUUGACAUUCAUUUUCUCAA
Messenger RNA from Lycium barbarum (goji berry), 2548 nucleotides. RefSeq lists its product as uncharacterized. Lineage: Eukaryota; Viridiplantae; Streptophyta; Magnoliopsida; Solanales; Solanaceae. The record is from RefSeq and is a predicted model, not a curated record. The coding region runs from base 304 to 2268 and encodes 654 amino acids. Gene Ontology annotation, biological process: cell surface receptor signaling pathway. Gene Ontology annotation, molecular function: protein binding. The transcript has a single exon.